AUGCGUCGCAUCCCACAGCGCGCAAGACUGGGGGUGCUUGAUGCACUAGCUUGUAUCCUGAAGCGGCUCCAGACAAAGGCAGCAGACGAGGCAGCAUCCUUGGUGUUUUUGGCCUUCCCUCGUCUUUUCUUGGGGAUUCCAACCGGGCAAGGCCAGGGGCAGAGGGCGGCAAUUAGGGAGCGGUUGGAGAAGUUUUGGGCUGGGGAGUGGCAGCAGCUGUUUGAGUUGGCGGUGGCGGCGAUGCAACCUGCGGCUCGCCCCUUGUCCUUCACCCCACCCGAGCAUGAUCCUGAUGCAGUGCGCCUGUCCCGCUGCCGUACAAGGUGCAAAGUGGGAGAAUGGAGUCGGGGUUUGGCGUGCCUUACGGCUGGUAGCAUCGCUCAGCCCUCUCAGCACAUGGUGGACAUGCUACAAGCGAAACACCCAUCGUGCGAGACCGCCAUUCCUGGGUGGGUGCAGGAGGAGACAGUCGAGCCUUCCCUUAUCCCACAGCUCUCAGUGGAGGUACUCGGCCAGGCGAUCCACUCAGCGGCUAGGGCGUCCGCACCAGGACCGUCGGGGUGGGUGACGGAGCACCUGCGCGACACUUUUCUCUCUGAGCCCGCGUACCUGCCCCAUCUGCUAGAGGCCUUCACCCAGUGGACCAAGGGAGAGGUAGCGGAGCGCGUGCGACCCUGGCUCGCUACGUCCAACUUGGUGGGCCAGUCGAAGCUGAAUGGUGACGUUCGCCCGGUGGCUAUAGGCGAGGUGCUCCCCCGCAUACUAUCUCGGGCCAUAUGCAUCGUGCUUCGUCCGAAGAUGAUGUCGCACUUUGCUCCGUGUAACCAGUUUGGAGUCGGGUCCAGGUCGGGAGUGGAAGUCCUCGCACAUGCCUUUCGCUCCGCCAUCUCUACUCACCCGUCGUGGUGCGCGCUGCAAAUUGACGUGGCGAACGCUUUCAACUCCUUCCAUCGGCGGGAAAUGUUUGAAGGUCUUCGACAGUCGCCUUUCAAGGGAUUGAUUCCAUUUCUGCGUGUCUUCUAUGGCACUCCUAGCGACCUCUAUCUCCGUGCGGGCCCUUUUGUCGAAGCUUUGGCCUCCGAGCGGGGCUCGAGGCAAGGGGACCCAUUGGGUCCGUUUCUGUUCGCGUUCACACAGCAGCUGGUUAUGGAACCAACCAAAACAGAGUUCGCCGACUUACUCUUCCUCAGCUAUGCUGAUGAUACGUAUAUCCUGGGGCCUAGGGAGCGGGUUUUAGCAGCCUAUGAGGCCUUGCGGGAACGAUUGGACGGGCUGGGUUUGGAGGUGCAGCCGCAUAAGUGUAAGCUAUGGGAGCGAGGGAGGAACCAGGAUGGGGAGGAGAGAAAUGAGACCGUCCCGCCCGGCAUGCAGCAGACAUGGACGGGGCUCACUGUGGUAGGGGUCCCCAUUGGGGAGGAGGACUGGGAGGUGGCUAGCCUGCGUCGCCGGCUGACGGAGCUGCAUGCACCUGUCCCUUGGCUUCCUCUGCUUGACCACCCACAGAUUGCGUCCCAUUUGCUGGCGAUCGCAGUGUCAGCGCGCCCGAUUUACCUCACACGGACGAUGCCUCCACGACCUGAGGUUGUGGAGGCUUUUCGGGACUGGGACAUGAAGCUAGAAGAUUGUUUCGAGGAGCUGUUUCCAGAUAGUACCUGGGAUCACGAUUCGGGGAAGUCUCAGAUGGCUCGUUUACAGCUGCACCUUCCUGCCAGACUCGGGGGGUUCGGCAUUCGAUCUGCGGCUGACCUUAGUCCUCUGUCAUAUGCAAAUGGCUGGUGCCAAGCAGUGAGCGAUGUGGCUCGGUUGGGGGUGGCAGGUGAGGAGCGGAUGUUUGAGGAGUUUUUCCGCACGCCCGAGGCUACGACCUUGUUGGACCCCUGGUUUGCGAGAGCAGUGGAUCUGCUUCCACAGUCGGUCCGGCAGGAGAUGCCACCCCUUGCCUUGUGCACUGCUGACCCCCCUGUGCUGCUCUUCUCCACACAACACCGUCGCCUAGCGGUUGAGAGCCUUCAAUCUCUUCGAGGCAUGGCCCACAACGAUGCCACCUUGGCCCGUUUGACAUCCCUUCAGGGCCCGGGGGCUGGGGCGUGGGUUUCUGCCGUUCCUUCGCACGAGGAGGCUACCUUCACCGCAGCCGAGUGGAGCAUCUGCGCGUCCAUGCGCUUAGGCCUCCCUAUACAGCAGCUGAUAGUGGCCGGCAAGUGCGCGUGUGGGUUUGAGUUUGCUGAUCCCUCUGACCCGCAUCAUGCCCUUCGCUGCAAGUAUCAGUAUGCACCUUCUCGUGUUCACGAUGCGGUUAAGUUUGUGGUGGCGAAGAUAGCUAAGGGUGCGGGUGGGAUUGUGACCAUGGAAGACGACACGUUGCUCCCAGGGAAGAGGGUUGAUGUGGCGGUUCGGAAACUGAGGGAGGGGGAGGAGCACGCGCUGGAGGUUAGUGUGGUAGACCCUAUCUCGCUAUCCGCGCAGCACCAUGGACAGAUUGGGCGCAAGGUGGGUUUUGCCGCGAGAGAGAGAGAAAAGCGGAAGGCGGCGGACUACAAAUCGCUUCUACAGCGGCAUAGGGGAGUGCAGUUCACACCUCUCAUUGCUGAGACAUGGGGAUGCUUGGGGGGGAGUUUUGGACGGUGGCUUAAGAAGCAGGGUGACGCGCAGAUCGAGAUAGCAAAGACGAAAGGGGCGGCGCGAGCUACGGGAAAGGGUUUCUCGGCUUAUUUGCUCGGUUCACUCAAAGCGGCCGUGGGUGUGGCUUUGCAGCGGGCUCAGGCGCGUGUGAUCUUGUUACGCGCGGCGUCGAUGAUGAGAGGUCCAGAGGCUGUUUGGGUGGAGCGGGAGGAUGUUGAGGAGGAGAUGGGAUGGGAUGCUCCGUGGGCGGAUGCACCCUACUUGGUAGACAUGCGGGUUUAG
This is a messenger RNA of Closterium sp. Yama58-4, 2904 nucleotides long. The record is from the annotation of a GenBank genome assembly. Lineage: Eukaryota; Viridiplantae; Streptophyta; Zygnematophyceae; Desmidiales; Closteriaceae.